Messenger RNA from Symbiodinium natans, 450 nucleotides. The record is from the annotation of a GenBank genome assembly. Lineage: Eukaryota; Dinophyceae; Suessiales; Symbiodiniaceae.
AUGGGCCAGCGUGCGUGCACAUGUUGCCUGACGCGCGAAGCGGAGUUCCAAGAGCUACCACGGCUGCCACGUAUGCUUGAUGCACCCCGAGCACCGCAACAGAUGCAACCUGCGCCUACGCCUGGAUUGGCUACUGGCACUUGCGUGGUCUGUCGGGAGGUUGCAGCAAACACAAUGUGCCUUCCCUGCGGGCACUUGCUCAUAUGUUACAGAUGUUCACUCCGCUAUGCUUUGCCAAAUGGUUCCUUACAUCCAGAUGUGCGAUGUCCAACCUGUAAAGUCUCCGUCAAGAGCUUCCAGCGAGUAUUUCUCCAGACAGUAUCGACCAUGACGAGGCUCAAUGAGAUGGAGAGAGCACGGGACCUGCGGGACGUGUCUGCAAACAGUGGAGCUGUACCCAGCCGGCUUUCGUUUGCUUCCAGGCACAGAGCGCCCGUUCAUCAGACUUAA